Messenger RNA from Cuscuta epithymum, 4559 nucleotides. The record is from the annotation of a GenBank genome assembly. NCBI's taxonomy places the organism in Eukaryota, Viridiplantae, Streptophyta, Magnoliopsida, Solanales, Convolvulaceae.
ACAUUGGGCCUCGCGGCAAACCCUAAUUUGUCCCUCCCUCUAUCUCACCCAAAUCAGUGUUUCGUACCGCGUUCGCGAUCUCGCUCUCCCCCUCGCUACGAUUCCAAUAAUGGCCACGUUUGGCGAAGAAACGAAGACGGCGACGGCCACCACACCUUCCGCCGCCUAUGAAGCCGGAGGAGCGGGAGGAAAGUUUCGUAAGAAGCCGUUUCGGAGGGCGCAGGCAACGCCUUACGAUCGCCCUCCCACUUCCCUUCGAAACCCUAGCUGGCUUUCGAAGCUCGUCGUUGACCCUGCCUCCAAGCUUAUUAACGCUGGCGCCCGAAGAUUUUUCGGCUCAUUAUUUCACAAGGCUCUACCUCCUCCUCCUGCACUCCCUGCUAUCUCUGCUCUACAACUCCCAGAGACACAACAAGAUUCAAGGAAUGUCCAUCAGGCCUCAGGUCCAAAUAGUCAUGAUGGAGUUCUCAAUCACGAAAUACAAAAACGUGUGGAUGCUGCUAAUAAUGUGGAGGGCAGUGCAUUCUCUGAACUUGAACAAUUGUUGAAACAGAAAACUUUCAGCAGAUAUGAAAUUGAUCGAUUGACAGAAUUAUUGCAUUCAAAGGCUGCGGAUUCUCCUCAUGAGGAUUCUGGCAAUGGAAUUGGUGUUUCUAAAUCAGCUUCAGAUGCCUCAAAAGGACUACUGGGAGAUAAUAAGCCUGAGAGGGUAGUUCCUCAUGGAGUUGCUUCAUCUUCUAUGAUCAGCAAAAAAAUACAUGACGAUGAUGUUGCAUCUCCUGCUGAGCUUGCAAAGACUUAUAUGGGCUCUAGGCAGUCUCAGGUCUCACCGUCUGUGCUCAGUUAUCGCAGUCAAACAGUGAGAGAAGUGGUGCCAUUUGUUUCACAAUCACCCACCUCAUCAUUUACAAAAAGGCCCAGGGUUACUGAUAAUGGUUUUGCCACUCCAAAAUCUCUUGGUAGAUCUGCAUUAUACAAUAUGGCGCGUACACCAUAUUCCAGAUUACGGCCAACUGAUUUUCACAAGGGUGGGAGCUCUACUCAUAACUACCUAAAUGCUGGGCCUUCAUCGUCUACGCUGGAGCAUGAAGACAUGUAUGGAUCUAAACAACUGUCCCUGAAACGAAGGAGCUCUGUAUUAGAUGGUGAUGAUCUUGGAUCGAUUGGACCCAUUCGCAGAAUUAGGCAGAAAUCUAAUCUUUCUUAUAAUAAUUAUAGCAAUAAUAGUGGUAGUUCCCUUCAUACCCGGGGAACUGGAGCUAUUUCUGCUGUUGCUAAAAACCAUCAAUUGUCAACCAGAACUCUAGAAAAAAACAAGGACACCGCAACUCCUAGCACAAGUCGUUUUAUUGUACCUACUAAGUCAAGUGAGACAGCUGCAAAGAUAUUGGAAGUUAUUAAUAAACUUUCUCCGAGGGAGAAGGCAUCUGAAUCCAAGCGUACUGCAAUGAAAGAUCAUAAAUUUCCCACUCAACUGACAAAAGAUAUGCUUCAUGGACAAGCUCUUAGAAGCUUAGAGCCUCUGGAUUCUUCAAGGUUACUUCAGACUGCCCAAAUUAUGGCUGCAACUGAUAGUCAAGCCAAGCCGAUUAUACCUGAUGGUGAUAACUCUACCUUGCCAAAGCUGCGCAGUGUAGAAGAAAACCAGCCAGAAAAGUAUGUUGACACUCUAAGCCAUGUAGCUAGAAGCAACAUGACAUUUUCUGAAAGAGAUGUUACAGUAGAUGCAGAUUUGGUUUGUCCAAUGCCUAUAGUUCCUUCACCUCCUCAGGAGAAACGCGCUUUUAAAAUGAAUGCAUUUGAGGAUUCUUAUGAGAUGAAUGAUGACCAAGUAUCAUCCGGCUUUGCAUCGAACCCUUUUCUUGAGGGUAAUGCGAAGCAGGAGAUGGCUCAUAGUAAUAGCAAGUCAGAUUCCCCUGAAGCACAAUUUCAACAUAAAACUGCAUCUCUUCCAGAACAUAAUACGCCACAUGGGGUUUCAAGCAAAAAGAUCCAUGAGGAGAAUCCCCGUAAUGAUACUGCUGGUAUAGGCUGCACUGAUUUCUCUACCAGUGCAGAUGUUCAUACUGCUAAGCCAAAGAAUGCAUUUGGUACUGCGACCGAAGGGUCCAAUUUGACAUUGCAUGGAUCGGAAUUGGAAAUCUUGAGCAGCCCAAAUAACUAUACUUCUGAUGCAACUUCUAUGUCUUCAAAACUUCCUGGGGGUGAUAAAUCACUAAAGAUUGGCAUCAAUGGCAAAUUAGACUCAUCCUAUGUUGCAUCAACAUCAACAAUUGCCACAAAUUCUCUGUUUGCUACUCCUUCCAACAACUUAAGUAAUGGAAAAGUGUUUUCUUCUGUAUUGGCUGCGAAUGACUCUGAAAGCAAUGCGAUUACCAGUGUUUCAGACCAGACUGCCCCUUCUAUGAGUGCUUCUGCAGCAACCAAUGUCGCAACGACCUCUUCAGUUUUUGGGUUUGUUGGUUCUUCUGUGUUGUCUGCAACAACCUUUUCAGCAUCAACUUCUUGCAACACAGAAAACCCAGAUUUGAAAGCGAUAUCAGAUAAAGUUGAGAAUGGUGGUAGCGGCAUUGAAAACCUGAAGAGUUCAACAAGUUUUUCAGGCAUGUCAGGUGCCACUAAUACAAAUAACAUUUUCGGAACUGAUACCUCAGCCAAACUGUCUAUUACCGCCCAACCACAAGGUUCUUUUUUUAGCAGUGGAGGAGAUUCUGUUGCUAGUGCAAAGUUCUUGCCGGGAUCUGGGGAUUCUAGUAGUGCUCCACAGACAAUAUCCUCUCAGUUUGGUUCACCCAAACCAUCUGAAGGGUUUGGUAAUCCAGCAGGGGUUAAUACAUCAUUCAGCUCAUUUACAUCCAUUGCUCCUGCUGACUCUAAGCCAUUUGGAUCUGGGCCAACUGCAGCAGAGAGCAAUAAGGUGGUACCUAACAGUAUUUCUUCCUCCAUAUUUGCCUUUGGUAAUACAAGCAAUGGAGUUACUUGUUCUACACCCAGUUUCGGGGUGAGCUCUGUAUCCACAGCUCCAGAGACUCUCAGUGGUACCAUACCUCCAUCUUCCAGUAAUCCGGCCUCCACAACCUCUAGUCAUGGUAGUGGUACUGUGGUUUCCACUUCAUCUACUACCGCACCUGCGAUGUUCAGUUUCAGUGCCAGUUCUGUGUCUCCUUCCACCACUGCUGGGGUGUUCAGUUUUGGCGGGAAUUCCACACCUUCCUUCCCCAGCACCACAACUCCUCCGACAGUCUUCGGUUUUGGUGGCAGUUCUGCAGCAUCGUCCAGCACCUCCAGCACUCCUGGAAUUUUCAGUUUCGGCAGCAGUUCAGCUGUGUCCUCUUCAGGCACUACCGCUCCUACAGUUUUCAGUUUUGGCAGCAGUUCCACACCUUCCUCCUCCAGCAAUACCACUCAAGCAGUGUUUAGUUUUGGCGGCAACUCUGCAGCGUCCUCCAGCAACAGCACUCCAGCACUGUUUGGGUUUGGUGGUGGUUCUGGAUCUUCCUCUUCGAGCUCCACAACCACCACUACGUCUAGUGUGUUUGGUUUGGGUGGCAAUUCUGGUGCUUUCUCUUCAGGAAGCAGUGCUAGUCCUGGUGGUGUAUUCAGUUUUGCUGCCACUUCUGCAAAUAAUCCAACUUCUACUGGAACAUUCAAUUUUGGUGCCACCUCUCCAUCUGCAGCAUCAUUUGGUUCUUCCCCAUCAUCUAUCAGCUUCACAACCUUUGGUGCCUCGUCAUCUACUUUUUCUACACCUAAGACUGUACCAAGUCUUUUUGGAUCAUCCCCUGCAUCGGCUGCCUCAGGUAGUCUCCCUGUGUUUGGAUUUGGAGCGGCUUCUUCUGCUACCCCUUCACAGUCUGUAUUUGGAAAUUCCACCCCCUCUUUCACAGCUUCUCCCAAUGAUCAAAUGACGAUGGAGGACACCAUGGCUGAGGAUCAUUUGCAAUCAGGGUCCACACCGGCACCAGUUUCGGUAUUUGGUCAACCUCCCUCUAAUUCUCCUGUCCCCAUUAGUCCAUUUGUGUUUGGCACACCCAAUCCGUCUCCCAACCCUUUUCAGUUUGGGGGUCUGCAGAAUCAAGGAGCUCCAACACAGAAUCCACCCCCCUUCCAGGCAUCAGGGAGCUUAGAGUUCAACGGUGGUGGUGGCAGCUUCUCAUUAGGCAGCAGUGGACCUUCUGACAAAUCUGGUCGUAGGAUAGUGAAAGUUAACAGGAGCAAGAACAGAAAGAAGUGAAAAUGAGCAGUAAUGAUAAAAGUCCUCCAAGACUAUGAUUGCUUUUGUCGACAAGAGUUUCAAUCGAAUCGUUGUCAGGUAUCUAUCCUUGUAACUCUCUAUUUUUUUGUUUAAAUAGCAAAAGCAGCAGUAUGUAGGUGUAGUAGAUGUAACCAUUUUUGCGUUAAAUGCCAUUUUGUGAACAAUACACAAGAGGAAAGGCUGUUGUAUGAGUUGGUUGUAAUACAUUUGGAUUCUCUCAUGUCAAAUGUGUACCCAUUUCAGUCUUUGCUACUAUAUCAUUACAUGUAAGCAUAAAAUAAAGAAGUAUAUUGCUUUGUUUGUU